GCUUUUCCGAGGACUCGAGGGAGAAAGUGGCAAAUUUGAAUGCGUAGCGGCGCUCGAGGAAAAUAAAGUGAAAAAUAAUUUGGAGCGUUGCUGGAUUCUUCGUGGGAAAGGAGUGUGAAAUCUGGUGACAUGAGCUGGGUUGUGGAAGAGUGGAAAGAGGGUCUUUCCACCAGAGUUCUUCAGAAAAUUCAUGAUCUUGAAAGUCAAGUUGAUAAAUUUAAAAAGGAACGUCAGCAAAGGCAAUUUCAGCUGGAAUCUCUGGAGGCAGCUUUGGAAAAAGAGAAGCAGAAGGUCGGUAAGGAAAAAAAUGAAGGUGCAAUCUUGAAGAGAGAAAAUCAGAAUUUGAUGGAACUUUGUGAUAACCUAGAGAAAAACAGGCAGAAACUUUUUCAUGAACUUCAGAUGAAAGAAUCACAAAUUAACUUUCAAGAAGGACAGCUCAUUUCGUGCAAGAAACAGGUUGAAAGUCUGGAGCAAGACCUUAAAAGAUACAAAUCUGAACUGGAAAAACAACCAAAGACCUUUGGCAGUGGAGAUACAUCUUUUGAAAACACAUCACAGAGAAGCGACACUGGUUCUCCAGCAUCAAUCUACAAUGAUUCAAAAAUCCAAGAGUGUCAAAGAAAAUCCUGCCAUGAAAUUGAAGAAAGAAAACACCUGGAGGAAGAACCAAAGAGCAUGGCAAGUCAAACGAAAACUAAUGCCUUGCAUUCAGAAGGUAAUAUAACUCGCAGAGAAAUUGCUCGGCACCAAGCUUCCUCAUCUGUAUUCUCAUGGCAACAAGAACAAACUCCAAGUUACCCUUUGUCCAGCCAUCGAGAAACUUCUCGUAGCAGUGGGUCAACCAAAUCAAAAUUUCCUUUGGAAUCUGCAGGAACUCCUAGUCCUAAUAUUAUAAAAUUAACCAAGAAAGAUUUCAUCAAUUGCAAGGUUGCCAACAGCAACCAGGAUUCUUCAAUCACUGAGGAACUGAAAACUCAGAACAAAGAGCUAAGAUGCAGAAUUCAGGAACUAGAAAAUAAAUUACAAAUUCAGACACAAGACAUGAAAGCCAAGGUAAUGAAGCUUCAGGAUACUCAGCUGCAAGUGGAAAAGAUGCAGAUGGAAUUAACUGAAAAAGAGAAAACUCUGAACAAGGCUAGAAAUGAAAUAAUUAAAAUUAGUGUACAACUGGAUCAAACGACUGAUCAGCUUACAGCAAAGGAGAAAAAGUUCAGAGGACUCUCAAAUGAGCUAAACUGUCAGAAGCAAAAUUUUGAAAGUGUGCAGUGUGUUUUACAACAGAAGAUUAAGGACAAGGACCAAGAGAUUUACACAACAAAACAACAAUUUGAAAAAAAUGCCAGGGACUGUGCACAGAAAUUAAGUCAACUUGAACAGGCUACACAAAUGAUGCAGUUGAAGGAAAAAGAAUUGAAAGAAAAUUAUGAGGAAAUUAAGAAGCAAAAUAGCUUUCUCAGCUGCCAGGCUGCUGAACAACAGCAAGAAAUUUCUCAACUGAAAGAAGAACUCUGUAGCACUAAACUAUCCCUACAACAGAGUCAGCAUUUUGCUGAAGACCUGAAAAAUAAAAAUUGCUCACUGGAAAAAGAAUUAAAAUUGCUUGAAGAAAAACUGAACAAGCAAGAUAAUUCUGUCAGUUUAGAAAAAAUGAGACUUGCUGUUUCUAAUGUUGAACAUGAACGAGAUUCUCUCCAGCAAAUUCUGAAGGACAAAGAAAAUGUAAUUGAAGAGCUCAAUAAGAAACUGGAAAACACGGAAACUCUGCAGAAAACUACUUUAGAAUGCGAAGACCUUAAGAAAGAGAUUAUGAUUCUUUCUCAGUGGAAAGAAAAAAACAAACAACUCUUGAAUGAACUAGAUUUAGAAAAAGAAGAUUUAAUGAGCAAAAUACACAGUUUGGAAAGUGCUUUAAACGCUGAGCAGCUUAAACAUCAGGUAAAGGAAAUUGCUCUCAAAGAUGAACAUGAACAAUUUAGUAAACAGCUAAACAUUUUUGAGCAGGUGGUAAAAGAAAAAACAACUGAACUAGAGGCCCAAAGAAAAGCCUAUAGUGACCUCCAACAAAAAACAGCAAUGUCUGAGGAAAAACUACAGAAAGAGAGAGAAAAAAAUUCACUGAAAUUAUCUGAGUUCACCAGAGAAGUAGACACCUUGCAGAAAAGACUCAACUCUGAAGCAAAUGAAGUCUUAAAAAGGGGGGAAUGUAUUGUCUCCCUUGAAGCAUCCUUAGCUUCUUACACGCAAGUAAAUGCAUUCCUUCAGAAACAGGUUGAAGAACUGGUCCAAACCAGACAUGAAAUGGAAAGAUUUGCUGAAAGAGAAGACCCAAAGCAACAAAUCCUCAUUCAGGAAAUGGAGCAGCAGAUCAGUGAAUUACAACAAAUGGUUUUCCAAAAGGAAGGCCUGCUUUCCGAAGCAUUAGAAGCUCUUGAAGGAAAAAAAAACAAUCUACAAAAGUUGAUUACGGAAUCAAAUAGGCAACAAACAGAGAUUCUGGAUUUAAAAGAGAGUAAUGUGCUGCUUAAGGAUUUGGUCCAGCAACUAAAAGUUAUGGGCUCAAAGGAGCCAAAUGUACCUACCAAAAUAUCCUUAGAACAAGAUGAAACCGAAGGACUUCAGAAUGACAGUUCCAUGCUUGAGAAUACUAUCAAUAUUUUGGAAGAAAAAAACUUAAACACGGAGCAAGAAACUUCCAAAAGUUUCAAAGAAAAGAAGGAAAGCCUUUUGAAGUUGUCACGAGAAAAGCAAGAGGAGAGCUUGUUGCUGCCAGAAGCUGAUGAUGAAGUAGAAAGGAAAAGUACAAAGGAAGAUUAUUUAGAAAGUGUUAUAAGGAAUCAGACUUGCAAUUUGAAGGUACAAAAAGCCAUAUUUGGUACACAAGAGAAACAGCCUAUGAACAAAUGUGAGCAAUUGCAGCAUAAGCCAAUUUCCUUGGAGAAGAAAAAGAAUACUUUACUUUGGCAACUUGAAAAAAGACAGUCAGUAUCUGAAGAAACUAAUAGUUUAAUACGGGAGGAAACAGGAGAAAAUAACAGGCACUCUUCUGUAAAUAUCUUGCUGCAAACACUGGUCUCAGAAAUGAAAAUAAGUGAACAUGCAGCACUUGACUUUGUUUUAAAUGAACCAGCGUUGGAACAGCUGAGGGUAUUUGUAGAAGAAAGAGAGAAUGAACUUAAGAAGUAUCAAGUGAAGCUUCAACUGCUUCAAAUGGACCUUGAGGACAGAGAUAUUUUUCUAGAAAAUUAUACUGAUCAGAUAAAGGACUUAAAGAUGAUAUUGAGAACUAUGGAGAUAAAAAUGGAAGAAAGUGAAAUGGAAAAAGAGAAGUUGUUGCAUAAAUUACAAGCACUUAAAGAUUUGCAAAAUUCAGCCUUAAAGAUGACAGAGAGAAGUGAAGAUGACGAAUCACCAAUGUGUUUCAGUGCUGUUAUCAAGGACAAUUUUAACCUACAGAAAGAUGCCAAGUGUUCAUCAGUUCCUCAUGAUCUGAUGCCCAGCCAAAAUGAUUAUCUCCAAUUAGUAUCCUCCCUACACAUGACAAUGAGCAAGCUAAAUGAGUUGGAGAAAAUGUGUGAACACCUGCAGAAAGAAGACUCAACAUUAGCAUCACAGCUGAAAGACUCACAGUUGGAAUGCAUCAUAAACACAGAUAUUAUGAGAAAAGAAUUAAUAGAAAAAAUGGAUAGGCUGACAGUAGAGACCAUUUCUGUUUCUGAUAAAUUAAGAGAGAAGGCUAAAAUGGAAUCUGAUAUGAAGGAAAUUCUCUUAAUUACUCCAGAAGGUUAUGAGGAAUUUGAUUACAAAUAUUUGAAAUUAAUUAACAAAGAAAUCAAAACACAGUUGAAUGAAAUCAAAGAAAAGAUCUUUUCUUUGAAAAACAAAUAUGAAAUUUUAGACAUUCAAAACCUGAAUGUGGCCUUUGAAUUGUUAGAGUUGGAAUCCUACAAUGAGAUGCUUAAAGAUAAAAAUAUUGCAUUGCCAAUAAAUCUCAGCAAAGCCAAGCUGGUUUCUUUUCCAGCCCAGAUGACAGUCAAUAAAGAAUUUAAAGCAUAUGGACAUUUUUGUAUGGAGACUCUGUAUGAUAGUGAAGUCUUCCCCUGUGCAAAACGAAUGUUUAUGGAGUCUGAUUUGGACAACGGUGUGUCAUCAACUGAAAUGGGACAACCACAUCAAAACAGACAAACUGAUUUGGAAGGUACUCCUGAACAGUUUAAUAUUGCUGAUGAGUUAUAUAGCAAUGAUGCCUGGACCUUCCCCACUAAACUGAUGACUAUCUCCAAAUAUUUGCAGUGUGAAUAUUGUGAAAGCUCCUUUAAGAUGCUUAAGGAAUCAUUUAGAUCUCAUAAGAUUCUAGAAAAUAAGGAAAUAGAAAAGAUUCAAGAGCUGCUCCUUUCUGCAAAGAAGGAAGUAGAUGGUCUACAAAAACGCAGCGUAUCUGACAAUGAGUCCUGGCGACAAAAAGUUCAUAAAGUGAUCCUGCAAGUGGCACCUGAACUUCCAGCUGAGAAGAAACUUCCUGAGCUGUUCCCUCAGAAACAAGGAGAGCUACAAAACCUUGAUUUAAGUUCUCAUCCAGUAAUUUGUGCUGAUGCUGGCCAACCAAUUUCUGCUAAUUCACCAACCUUAUGCUAUUUGAAAAUGGAUAGCUUUCUUGGGGAAAGCCUGGAACUUAAAGCUGUAAAUGAUCAAGCAGUAAAAACUUAUGAAGCAAACAGAAGACAAAAAAGUUCUGCAUAUGUAGCAGAUAUAACAUCUAGAGAAAAAUACUUUCCACAUCUCAAAGCAAAUUACCGAUUCAUAAAUUCUUCAAGAUGUCCUCUUGAGUCAUCAUGUUUUCCUUCAAAUCUCAGUGCACAGACAAGGUUGGUAAAUUCCAUGGAAAACCAGAAGGCCAUUGAAAUGCAUUGGUUAUCAAUGAAGAAAGCUGAUGAUGAUAACAAUUUUAAGCUUUCCCAUGAGGAAAGCAAUUAUAAAACAAUUAACAUGGCAAUUCAGUAUCUGCAUUCAGAUUUGAAUUCAAAGAAUACAGAAUUGACUGAAAAGGAGGUAGCUUGUGGAGCUGUGGUUCUUGAACAAGAAAAGGAAGACUUGAGUGAGGUGCUCCAAAUUGUAAGUUUUGAUACACCACAAUUAUAUUUUAAUCUUAUGAUUCUUGAGCUAGAACUUAAAGUAAAAUCUGAACAAGAAAUGUACAAAAGCAGAUUGCCUGAUACAACCCAUACUUUAAAAGAAUUGCAAAUGAUCAAAGCAGACAAUAAUGAGAAGCUUUUUGAAGCUGAAACUAAACUGAGCAGGGUAAAAUCUGAGAAAAUAAAUUGCGAAGCUUAUACCUUGUCCAUGGAGACAGAUACUGAAAGGCUUCUAUCAAAAAGCAAGCGGUUGGAGCAAGAAAAACGAAUCAACAUAAAAAAUAUUUUUGGCCGGAGACGACUUCCGGAGCAGCUAAAGAUUAUCACUGCAGAGAGAAACCAAUCUAGUCAGGAUCUGACUACUUUGUUAAGGUAUAAAGAAGCAUUGGAUAAGGUGUGCAACAAAAUGCAGAAUAUAAAAGAGCUUGAUUCAAAUCAAAUGGAUUCUAUUGAAUUUAUCAAACUAUUGGAGGCUGAAGAUAAAACCCAAGCAAAUUUGCUUCCAGCUGUUAAGGCUGCAGAGGAUCAAUUAUCAAUUAAAAAUGUUUGCUCUAUGGUGCAGUUCCAGAAUCUGGACAGAGUUAUGAGGGAUCUCAUAUUGGAAAAAGAGGCAGCAGAAAUUCAAAUCCAAUAUCUGACUGAGGCAAGAGAAGUGAGCCUUAAAAAAUAUGAAAUCUUACAUAGCAAGCUAAACAUAUCUGAAGCCAAAAAUGCCACGAUAUCCAAGUCCUUGGAAGGUUUACUAGCAGAAAAAGGUGAACUUGCAGCACGGCUAAAUUCUGCACAGGAAGAAGCAGAUCAUUUGCGACAGGGCAUUGAGAAACUGAAAAUAAAAAUAGAAUCUGAUGAAAGGAGCCGGCAUCAUCUGGCUGAAAAGUUGAAAGAAAGCAAUAGAAAAGCUGACACUCUCACAGACAAAAUUGAGUAUCUGGAAAGAGAAUUAUAUAUGUCAGAGGAGAAUUUGGAAGACGCAAUUCUUAGAAUGGAGACAGCUAAAGCAGAGACUGAAAUAAUGAAGGCUGAGAUAGAAAGAAUGUGUCUGUGUCAACAAGAUUUAGAAGGUGAAGCCAAAGUCUUUAGAUCAGAGAAAGAGGCUCUAGAGAAAAACUUGAAAGAAAAACAAGACAAAGUAACUAGUUUAGAAGUUACUAAUUUUACAUUAGUAAAUCAACUGAAAGAGAAUGAAAAAGAGAAGGUUCAAAUUAGAGAUGAAUGUGAAAAUGCACUAAAAUUAAUGGAAUCACAGCUAAAAAAGUUCUGCGAAAAAAAUAAACUCCUUUAUAGUGAAAAAGAAACUUUCAAGUCAAAAGAACAGGGUCUUGUUUGUGAAAUUACUUCCCUCAAACAUGACAAUAUGCAGUUGGUUAGUUAUCUGGAAGAAGCACAGUCCAGUAGCUCUAAAGUACAUCAGUCAAUGGGAGCUUUCAUCCAGGAGUUACAAAGCUUCAAGCAAACACUGAAUGAAAAUGUUUCUGUUUUUGAGCCGUUAGUCAAAAAUGAAUCUUUGCAAACUAUCCAAGAUGACCUACAGAUGUCUUUCAAACAUAUCAAAGCAAAUCUGGAAGUCACACCAUGUGAAGAAAACAUCUUUGAAAAGACAAACAGCCUAAAUCAAAUGCUUCAGCUCCAAGAAGAGUAUGAUUCUUUCUGUCAUUCAGUUCAAUUGUGUUUGGACGCCUAUAAAAUGCUAAAGCAGGAAAAAGCAGUAAUGGAGAAGCAAAUUCAUGAACUUGAAACUCAGACGAAGAGGAUAGCUCCACAUUUUCAGGGGGAUGUUGGUGCAGAAGAAAUCAGGUUGGAGCUAGAAGAAUUGAAAGGAUCAGUUGGGGAGAAAACCAAAGAGGCAAAUCACAACUUGGAAAAAUAUUGUGUACUGGUAAUCAAGCAUGAUAAAUUAGAAGAAGAAAAUGAGAUGCUAAGGACACAGGUCUCCCUUUUAAACACUCACCUCAAGCAGUUAUUAAAUGACACCAGUUCCUCUCUCCAAAGUUCUCAAAACCCAGUGGAAAUUAAAAGGCUUCUUGCAGAAAGAGCAGAUGUGCCUAAGAUCAUUAAGAAGGGAGAAAGGUGUGAAGAAAACAGAAUCAAUGAAUACAGCCGUCCUUGCAUUUCUCCUCAAGCAUCCUUACAGCCAAGAAUGGAUCCCUGUCUUUUCACUCCUAGCUGGAAAUCACCAACAUCUAUUGAUAACUCACAAAUAACAGAGAAGAUGAAGACAGAGAAUCUUAAAGCAACAGCAGAGGGCAGCAGACUACAAAAGAUGAACCAUGAUCAAGUUGAUAGUUCGGGUGAGGGUUUUGUUCCCAGAUCCCCCCUUUCCAUCUCUAACCUGUCAUGUCAAGUGGUUGCUGAACAAUCUACCAACCAUCUUGAUAUAAGAUACUUUCCAAGUACAAAAGAAAAUGAUUUGGACAAAUCCUGCCAUGUACAAUGAAUCAGGACUGGGUUGGUUUUAGACUUGAAAGAAUGAUUCAGAAUGAAAUGCUAAUAAUUGUCGUCAUAAGCUUAAGUCCUAUGCAAUGGGAGAAUCCUAUUUAUGACUGAUGUCUCAUUAUGUUUUUUACAUCGUGGUAACCAAACUCACAGGGUUAUGGUAAAAACUGAAGGCAGGAGCAUUAUGUCACCUUGAGUUGACCAAAAAUACAAAGUGGGAUUAAAAACCCUAAUAAAUUAUCAAACCUGUUUAAACAGACUCACUUAAAAACUGGUUUAAAACAAAUAAUAAUAGCUUGCUGCUUAUAGUGCCCUAAUAAAUGUCAUCCCACUACUCCCCACCAGGCAAAUAACCUUUAAAACCAAGCAGUUCUCACUCUCCAAGUCUAUGUAGUAAAUAAUAUUUGAAACAGAAGUUUAUGUAUCUUUUUAUUAUCAUCUAAAGUGGACAUGUCUGAAAAACCAAGUUGAGACAGACCAGAAUCCAAAUGGAAGUACAAGUCCAUACCAGUAUGAUAACACAUCACCAUCAGUCAAAGCAGUAUUCAAAUGUAGGCAUUUAAGAAAAAUAAUCACAAAUCCUUAUCCCUGUGAGAAAGAAAGUUGCAAACACCUGUUUUGAAUCUUAACCCGUCCCAGAUGAGCCAGUUAGAAACAUGGCAAUAACCAAGCUGUGAUAUACUGUAUCCAGUUCAGCAUAUUGCCACAUGGGGUUGCCAUAUUACAGACCCCACAUCAAAUAAAAAUCUUAUCUUUAAUUGCUCUAAAUGUAAAGCUUGGUUAUUUGGAUUAAUUUAAAGUGAUUCUAGAUCUGGGAUGGAGAAACCCAGAUGAUGAUUAACUGGAAACAGCUAAACCUGAUUCCUGGUUGCCAUCUGAUAUCUGGAUGUUUGCUGCUAAGUAGUCCUAUCUUUGCAGAUAUUAUUGAAUUAGUACAUUUCCUAGCAGAAGUCAUUAGAAAAUAUAUUAAAUUGCUUCAGUGAGCAAAAUGCUAGGAAUCACCAGGGGAAUUUUUUUUUAAAUCCAAGUAUAAUCCAAGUAAGGGUCAGCUUCUCCCCCAUCCCACCCCACCCCGCCUUCCAAGAAAGUACAAAGUCUUGAGAAUUUUUAUUUUUCAAAAGGAAUCUUUUAUUGAAAGGGAAGAAAGCAAGUCAAAACUCAAAGCAGGCUCUGGGGUCCCUCAGGGCAUGAAGUUCAGGAUAAAGGAAAUUAGGAACCCCUGCCCACCUUCUGAUGUGGAUUCCAGCCAAUCCGCAGGUGUGACUACGAAUUGCAUCAGCCUCUCUGAGAAGCAGAUACGAAGAGUUUCUCAGGGUCAUUUUACAAUCCACUCGUUUCCCCCCUUUUUCUGAGGUGUGAGAUUUCUUCAGGGAUUCCUGGCGCCAGGCAAUGGUUAUAAAUCAGAGUAAAUUCUAUACGAAGAGGAUCAGGCAAGAAAUUGGAAAAGAACUAAAUGUGACACUCCAAAUCCCGCCCCCCUUCUUCCACAAAGAAUGGCAGAUACACAGAUCUGACAUAUAACUUCUGAAGCUUAUUUCUGGCUUGUCAGCAACAAGAUGCUGAGAAUUCAGAUACACAGUUUGCUUUACCUUGCAAUACAAUUGCUUUCAGUGGCUGAAACUCCAGUGGAGUUUCUACCUGGAUCAACAAAAUUUAACAAAUUUUCUGUCAGUAAUUAUACUGACAAGUAUUUUAAAUGUGCAGAUUAGUUAAACUAGUGCAGAUUAGUUAGCUUUUAUGAGUGCUUCAGUCAUCUCACAAGUUGCUUAAUUAUAUCUUACAAAUUAAUAAUUUAGUUUUACACAUUGCUGAAUAUUUUGCUUUCAGUUAUGCAUAGAUUUCUGCAUAAAGGAAGUAAAAUACUAUAAAUAAGGGAAAUGUCACAAGAGUGACAUCUUCUGGCAGAUUUUAUAAAUCACAGAUCAGAUGAUAUUUGAACAAGGAGAAGCAAGAAACUUGUAGGAAACUUCAGAAUUGUUUGUUGUGCUGUUCUUAUAAUGUUUAUGCAAGACGUUACAAAUCUUUUAACUCUUGACCAAUUCUAUCAUCUUAACCAUCCUCUCUAAACUUUCUGAAACUUCUGUCAUGUGUAUUGAAUUUUUUAUAAGAAUUUAACCUAGUGUAGAGGUGUCAAACUCAAUUUCAUUGAGAGUUGCAACAGGGUUGUGUUUUACCUGGGGAGGUGGGGCGGGGGGCAUUUGCUUUUAGUCUGUUUUGCUAGCCUUCUGCCAGCGCAAACAGAACUCUGGGGGGGACCAUGUGCUGCCCCCCCGGGCUCCAUUUUCAGCCACAACAGCCUCCUGCAGCCCUCUACUAGCAAAAACAGAGCAUGUGCCCCCCCCCAGCUCCAUUUUCGCUGGCAGAGAGCUGUAGGAGGUUGUUGCGGCUGAGAGCCUGGGAAGGCCGCAUCUGGCCCUCCCGAGCUCCAUUUUCGCUGCAGAGGUACCACAGGCUGGUCCUUUGCUGUUUCCAGGGCAGCCCCAUGGGCCGGAUCCAGCCUGCAGGCCUUCAGUUUGACACCGCUACCCUAGUGCAAGUAUAUACUCAUAAAUGUACCUAUAUUUGAAUGUUGGGACAAAUUAAUAACCUGGAAUAUGGAAUUAUAUAUAUUCUAUAAAAUCUCAAAAAGAAAUUCUUCCACUUUUAUGCACUUUCAAAAUCUAUGGCAAGGGUGGUGCUCCACAAGCACAAACGUGCCUCUUGAUUGGAGGCUAUUUAAAGAAUACGAAAAGUAGAAUAAGAUUAAAUUUGGCCAGACCCGAGACAUCUGUAAAAAUGUUCAUUUUAUAACAGGGAGACAAACCUGAUUAUGUUACGGUACCAAACUUAAGUUUUUCUUAACCUAUGUUAAAUGUUUAUAAUUGUAAAAUGUAUUACUGUUUAUGCUGCACUGGCAUUGUUUCUGGCGUUUGUGUAUGAUGCUUAAUAUCUUUCUAGACUGAACAAGU
Molecule: messenger RNA, 10513 nt
Organism: Ahaetulla prasina
Lineage: Eukaryota; Metazoa; Chordata; Lepidosauria; Squamata; Colubridae
Gene: CENPF
Product: centromere protein F
Exons: 17
Coding region: 130-7566 (2478 amino acids)
Biological process (GO): mitotic cell cycle; regulation of G2/M transition of mitotic cell cycle; metaphase chromosome alignment
Cellular component (GO): spindle pole; chromosome, centromeric region; nucleus
Molecular function (GO): microtubule binding; transcription factor binding; protein homodimerization activity
Source: RefSeq, a predicted model, not a curated record